Messenger RNA from Brachypodium distachyon (stiff brome), 1139 nucleotides. Its product is annotated as ubiquinone biosynthesis protein COQ4 homolog, mitochondrial. Gene Ontology annotation, biological process: ubiquinone biosynthetic process. Lineage: Eukaryota; Viridiplantae; Streptophyta; Magnoliopsida; Poales; Poaceae. Gene Ontology annotation, cellular component: mitochondrial inner membrane. The record is from RefSeq and is a predicted model, not a curated record. The transcript has 3 exons. Bases 195 to 878 code for a protein of 227 amino acids.
UUCCUUUUGCAAAUCUGCACUCGUGGACACCGACGUGGCCUUCUGAAACUCCACGACUACGAGGCAACCAGACCGUCGUGGCCUGCCCCCUGCCUUGCCCUGACCUGCGGCGAUCUCCUCUCCGACUCCGGCGAGACGCUCCGAUCCCUCUCCGACCUGCGCCGUCAAGGACCCCGAGAUUUCGCGCAAGCGUCAUGUUAGCGGCACGCGUUAAUCUGAAGGGUUGGCAACAGGCAGCAGUUGCAUUUGGUUCUGCAUUCGGGGCCUUGCUUGAUCCUAAGAGAGCCGAUCUGAUAGCUGCACUUGGGGAGACUACUGGAAAGCCAGCAUUUGAGCGUGUGCUCCAGCGCAUGAAGAACAGUGCUGAAGGCAGGGAAGUUCUUUUGGAGCGUCCUCGAGUUAUAUCCACACAGGUUUCCCAUGCCUGGGACAUGCCCGAGAACACAUUUGGUGCUGCCUAUGCUCAGUUCAUGGGAUCGAGGAACUUCUCUCCAGACGACCGCCCACCCGUUCGGUUCAUGGACACCGAAGAGCUUGCAUUUGUUGCCACCCGUGCCCGCGAGGUGCAUGACUUUUGGCACGUGCUGUUUGGCCUUCCGACGAACCUGAUUGGAGAGACUGCCCUGAAGGUGAUCGAGUUUGAACAGAUGUUCCUCCCGAUGUGCAUGCUCUCUGUUGUUGGGGGCUCUGCGAGGUUCAGUGAGAAACAAAGGACGCUGUUUUUCCAGCACUAUUUCCCAUGGGCAACCAAAGCAGGUCUUAAGUCUACAGAUCUGAUGUCUGUGUACUAUGAGAAGCACUUCCAUGAAGAUUUGGAGGAAGUGAGGAGAAACUGGGGAAUUGUGCCAUGCCCUGAUCCCAAAAGUAGCAGCAUUUAGACUUCAGAGCACAUUUUGUGUGAAAAAAACCUUUAUUUGGUUUUAGCUUUGGUUAUGGUAGCUGUUCUGUCCUUGAGAAUAAAACCAUGAGUUAUUCUACUGAGUACUAGCAAGUAAAUAGGGUACGGUACCUUCCAAAUGGCAGAAUGUUGACCAUGACUCCAUGAGCUACUUGUAUGUGAUUUAGAUUCAAGGUUUGCUCAAAUGGCUUUCAGACUUCAAAGUGGUACAUUUAAAUCAGAAUACAAGAAUGCUUCCGAA